Archocentrus centrarchus (flier cichlid) is the source of this 1157-nucleotide messenger RNA. RefSeq names its product lysophospholipase 1 (gene lypla1). Bases 524 to 1048 code for a protein of 174 amino acids. Gene Ontology annotation, biological process: protein depalmitoylation. NCBI's taxonomy places the organism in Eukaryota, Metazoa, Chordata, Actinopteri, Cichliformes, Cichlidae. Gene Ontology annotation, molecular function: palmitoyl-(protein) hydrolase activity; carboxylic ester hydrolase activity. Gene Ontology annotation, cellular component: cytoplasm. The record is from RefSeq and is a predicted model, not a curated record. The transcript has 8 exons.
CCCACGAAGCGUGCCUGUCUUUGUCGAGUAGAGCUUUACCCGCUGGUGUGUUUAUUUCUACCACAAAAUUCAACUUCCAAGAAGAAAAGCACGACUGCCAGCGGUGACAGAGGGCGGCGGUACUUUGACCUCUAUUGUCUGCCGGCGUUUUGUCCUUCAGCUGUUUAUAUUUGGCGGCCAGUGUUGGACAGAUAUCGACACAGAUUGACAACAGGGGGGUGGGGGGGAUCGUUAUUAGCUAAGAGCUAACUUCUCUCGACAUAACAGCUGCCUCAGCGCUGUAUGUGCGGCAAUAACAUGUCAGUGCCCUUACCUGCCAUUGUGCCUGCUGCCCGGAAAGCCACUGCAGCGGUGAGUUAACAAGGCGACACGGGACAUCUACAUGUUAGUGAAAGAAGUAGCUGUUAUUGGACAGUAAAGAGCCUAGUUUGUACCAGCAUGUGCGAGUAGACACGGCUGGGCAGAAGCUUUCGCAGGCAUCAGGAUACCACAUGUGAAAUACAUCUGUCCACAUGCCCCAACCAUGCCUGUUACUUUGAACAUGAGGAUGAACAUGCCUUCUUGGUUUGAUAUCUACGGGCUGAGCCCGGAUGCAGAUGAAGACGAAGCCGGAAUUAAGAGAGCAUCAGAUAACCUUAAAGCUCUGAUAGACCAAGAGGUGAAGAAUGGGAUACCUUCACACAGGAUUAUCCUGGGUGGAUUUUCACAGGGCGGAGCGUUGUCUCUCUACACGGCUCUGACGACUCAACAGAAACUUGCUGGGGUGGUCGCUCUGAGCUGCUGGCUUCCUCUUCGCAAAUCCUUUCCUCAGGCGGCCGCCAACAGCCCUAACAAGGACAUGCAUGUCCUGCAGUGCCACGGGGAUUCUGAUCCCCUGGUUCCCUUUAUAUUUGGCAGCCAGACAGCAGAGAAGAUGAAAACUCUCAUCAAUCCUGCCAACAUUACCUUCAAGUCAUACCGAGGUCUACCUCACAGUGCGUGUCCAGAGGAAAUGGUGGAUAUCAAGCGAUUCAUAGAAAAGCAGCUUCCUCCUAUCAGUGACGAAUGAACUUGAGAGGCCUCUCAGCUAAUCAACGUCAGAGUCCUUUGAGCUUGACUGCAGUGAGACUACAUGGACUGGAGGACCACUGACUUACUUGAUGAUAAAAAAAAAAAAA